Molecule: messenger RNA, 3936 nt
Organism: Mytilus trossulus (common blue mussel)
Lineage: Eukaryota; Metazoa; Mollusca; Bivalvia; Mytilida; Mytilidae
Product: ankyrin repeat domain-containing protein 17-like
Exons: 2
Coding region: 1-3936 (1311 amino acids)
Molecular function (GO): protein binding
Source: RefSeq, a predicted model, not a curated record
AUGACUGAGCACUCAGAGGUGACAGGAAAUCUGAGGAAGUUACAAGUUUCCCACAGUACUUUAAAGUGUGAAAACAUGGAAGUCACAGAACUUUUAAAAGACCCAAUACCGUGGAACAUCAGAGGUCAAAUUAAAGAGGAAUUGGAAACAUGGACAGAAGAUGACACAAUGUUUAUAGAAACAAAUGGAGCAAAAAAUGUAUUAAAAUGUAUUAUAGAAAACGGUUGCGUUGUUGUCAGCGGAUGUUCAGGAAUGGGCAAAUCAUCAUUAGUGCGUCAUGUUGCUCUACAAAUGCAAAAAAGAGGCUAUGAUAUUUUAGCGGUUACAAGCCCUGAAGAAAUCAUUAAAUGGUACAAUCCAAGAAAGAAAAUCCUGUUUGUUGUCGAUGACUUUUGUGGAACAUAUACCUUAAAUCCUUUGAAGUUGGAAAGAUGGAAAAAUCUGAUGGAAAAAAUCAAAACAUUAAUAAAAAAGAAACCAGUCAAAUUAAUCAUGUCUUGUAGACUGCAGGUUUUUAAGGAUGAGAAAAUGAAAACUUUAUCUUUGAACCAGUCUUGUGAAUGUAAUCUUUUGUCAAAAGAUUACCGCUUGUCAGAAACAGAAAAACAAUCAAUUGCAGAACUUUACUUGAAAUCAAAUGCACAUAAGAUCAAGAAAUUUAAUGACAUGUUUGACUGUUUUCCUCUUUUAUGUCAAUUAUACAGUAAAACCAGAAAUAUGAGAAUGGAAGAUUUCUUUCAGAAUCCAUUUACAGUUUAUAAAGAAGAGAUAGAUAGAUUACAGACGGAAGGAGCACAUGACAAAUACUGUGCACUUGCUCUGUGUGUAAUGUUUAACAAUUGUUUUCAAGAAGAAUGGCUCACAGAAGAUGUCAAUAAUGAUAUCAAAACAAUUAUAAAGAACACAUAUGAAGCUUGUAAAGUGGUGAAAGGAACUUCACGAUUGGUACUUCGUGAUGCACUGGAUUCACUAAAACAUACAUUUAUCAGGAAGGAUGGUAAAGUGUACAGAAUUAUUCAUGACAAGCUGUUUGACUUUUUUGCUUAUUACUUUGGCAGUGUUAUGAUUUAUUGUUUAAUAAGUAAUGCAUCAAGUCAUUUCAUUCGUGAAAGGUUUGUUUUUGAAAAAAAAAGAAAGAGAGAUGCAUUUUUAAUAGAUGUAUCAGAAAGAUAUCAGCAAAUGUAUAUGAAUAGAUUGAUAGAUGACUGGUUCGUAGGAGAGGUAGAAGAUGUCUUCUGUAACAUCAAUAUGGAUGAUCAAAUCUUCAGACAAAGAAUACUUGUACAUUCAAAAGGUUUAGAUAUUUCAAAACAGAAACAAUUGGCUAAUCUAUAUAGCAUACAAAACAAAGAUACUCCGUUAAUACAGAGUUGUUAUAUAGGAGAUACCGAUCUGGUUACAUGGUGUUUAUAUCAUUGUAAUAGUAAUGUUAACCAUUGUAGAGAUAGUGAUAGAAUAUCACCUCUGUUCGUGACUUGUCAGGAAGGACAUACUGAAGUACUACAGAUGUUAAUAAACAAUAAGGCUGACAUUAAUAAGUGUAAUGCUGAAGAAGUAUCACCUCUGUUCAUUGCUUGUCAGGAAGGACAUACUGCAGUAAUACAUAUGUUAAUCAACAAUAAGGCAGACAUUAAUAAGUGUACAGAUACUGGAUCAUCACCUCUGUUCAUUGCUUGUAAGGAAGGACAAACUGAUGUUGUACAGAUGUUGAUAAACAAUAAGGCUGACAUUAAUAAAUGUCUAAAUACUGGAACAUCACCUCUGCUCAUUGCUUGUAAUCAAGGGGGUAUUGAAAUAGUACAGUUGUUAAUAAACAAUAAGGCUGACAUUAAUAAGUGUAAUAAUGAUGGAGUAUCACCUCUGGUCAUGGCUUGUGAUAAAGGACAUACUGAAGUAGUACAGAUGUUAAUAAACAAUAAGGCUGAUAUAAAUAGGUGUAAUAAUGAAGAAAAAUCACCUCUGUUGAUGGCUUGUCAGCAAGGACAAGCUGAAGUAGUACAGAUGCAAAUAAACAAUAAGGCUGACAUUAAUAAGUGGGAUAUAAAUUAUAGAUUAUCACCACUGUGGUUAGCUUGUGCGAAAGGAUAUACUGAAGUAGUGCAAAUGUUAAUACACAAUAAGGCAGACAUUAAUAAGUGUACAGAUACUGGAUCAUCACCUUUGUUCAUUGCUUGUCAGGAAGGACAAACUGAUGUAGUACAUAUGUUAAUAAACAAUAAGGCUGAUAUUAAUAAGUGUGAUAAUAAAGAAGUAUCACCUCUGUGUAUAGCUUGUGAUAGAGGACAUACUAAGGUAGUGCAAAUGUUAAUAAACAAUAAGGCAGACAUUAAUAAGUGUACAGAUACUGGAUUAUCACCUCUGUUCCUGGCUUGUCAGAAUGGACAUACUGAAGUAGUACAGAUGUUAUUAAACAAUAAGGCUAACAUUAAUAAGUGUAGGGAUAAUGAUGGAGUAUCACCUCUGUUCAUGGCUUGUCAGGAAGGACAUACUGCAGUUAUACAGAUGUUAAUAAACAAUAAGGCUGAUAUUAAUAAGUGUGAUGAUAGAGAAGAAUCACCUCUGUGUGUAGCUUGUGAUAGAGGUCAAACUGAGGUAGUGCAAAUGUUAAUACACAACAAAGAAGACAUAAAUAAGUGUACAGAUACUGGAAUAUCACCUCUAUUCCUGGCUUGUUUGAAUGGACAUACCGAAGUAGUACAGAUAUUAAUAAACAAUAAGGCUGACAUUAUGAAGUGUAAUAAUGAAGAAGUAUCACCUCUGCUUGUGGCUUGUCAGGAAGGACAUACUGAAGUAGUACAGAUGUUAAUAAACAAUAAGGCUGAUAUUAAUAAGUGUAGGGAUAAUGAUGGAGUAUCACCUCUGGUCAUGGCUUGUCAGGAAGGACAUACUGAAGUAGUACAGAUGUUAAUAAACAAUAAAGCUGACAUUUAUAAGUGUAAUAAUGCAGAAGUAUCACCUCUGUUUAUGGCUUGUGAGAAUGGAAAUACUGAAGUAGUACAGAUGUUAAUAAACAAUAAGGCUGACAUCAAUAAGUGUAGAAAUAAUGGCGUAUCACCUCUGUUAAUGGCUUGUCAGGAAGGACAUACUGAAGUAGUGCAGAUUUUAAUAAACAAUAAUGCAGACAUUCUAAAGUGUUGUGAUAAAAAAGCUUCACCUCUGUUCAUUGCUUGUCACCAAGGACAUACUGAAAUAGUUCAGAUGCUUAUAAACAAUGAGGCUGACAUUAAUAUGUGUGUAUAUACUGGAUCAUCUCCUGUAUCCAUUGCUUGUGAAAGAGGACAUACUGAAGUAGUAGAGAUGUUAAUAAACAAUGAGGCUGACAUUAAUAAGUGUCGAGAUACUGGAGUAUCACCUCUGUUCAUUGCAUGUCAGGAAGGACAUAGUGAAGUAGUGCAGAUGUUGAUAAACAAUAAGGCUGACAUUAAUAAGUGUAAUGAUGAAGAAAUAUCACCUCUGUUCAUUGCAUGUCAAGCAGGACAUACCGAAGUAGUACAAUUGUUAAUUUACAAUAAGGCUGACAUUAAUAAGUGUAAUGAUGAAGAAGUAUCACCUCUGUUCGUUGCAUGUCAGGCAGGACAUGCCGAAGUAGUACAAUUGUUAAUUUACAAUAAGGCUGACAUUAAUAAGUGUAAUGAUCAAGAAGUAUCACCUCUGUUCAUGGCUUGUCAGCACGGACAUAUUGAAGUAGUAAUAAUGUUAAUGGACAAGAAGGCAGACAUUGAUAAGUUGAUAGGAUCAGGACAAUCCCCUAUAUGGACAGCUUACUUAAAAGAGAUUUUAGAUUUGUUAUUUAAACAUAAUGCAGAUUUGUACAUUAAAUUGAGAGGACUAAUACCACUAGAUAUUGCAAGGAUAGAAAAUCAUACCAAUAACAUACAUUUAUUACCAAAAACAGAAAUUAUUUACAGCAGAAGUUCGGACGACAUAACAAAUUAA